Messenger RNA from Pygocentrus nattereri (red-bellied piranha), 2116 nucleotides. Its product is annotated as urotensin-2 receptor. Gene Ontology annotation, biological process: neuropeptide signaling pathway; blood vessel diameter maintenance; regulation of blood pressure. Gene Ontology annotation, molecular function: urotensin II receptor activity. Bases 382 to 1512 code for a protein of 376 amino acids. Gene Ontology annotation, cellular component: membrane. The transcript has 2 exons. Lineage: Eukaryota; Metazoa; Chordata; Actinopteri; Characiformes; Serrasalmidae. The record is from RefSeq and is a predicted model, not a curated record.
AAACCGUGAUCACACUGCACGCGCACAGCAGAGGAGCCUCCGCGCGCUGGAGUUUCACUCCCUGCUCUGAUCCUUCGUCCUCACAUCCACCUGCGUACAACAUCUUCAUUUUGUCCUCUUUACUGAAGACUCAACAGCUCCCUUCUCCACACUCAGAGGACGGAGACGGCGCCGAGGUGCGUGGAGGACAUCUUCUGCCGGUAACACUUUACCCAACAUUUUACGCAGGACUUUAUGCUCGUCACUGUCUGAAAACGUGACUGGAAUGUAACUCACUCACAAUUGGCCACGUGUAAACAUUUCCUUCAGAAAAACGAUGCUGCCUGAACCUCUCUCAACACGGACCUCCUGAUAAAUUGGCGACUCUUACCUUCUGGGAAUAUGGGGACACUUGACCGUGUUGCAGUCAGUCAGUGGGUUCAGCUGAACGGCUCCUCGGCUAUGUUGGCCAACAUUUCACCGACAGCUUCCCUUCCAGAGUCAGCAGCUUCUCCAAAUGACACCCUGGUUACAUGUGUUCUAGGAACAGUCCUGAUCCUCAUGUUUGUGGUCGGCAUAUUUGGAAACUUGUACACCUUGGUGGUGAUGAAUAUCUCCGUCCGCGUCACUGGAACCAUGUAUGUCUACAUUGUGAACUUGGCCCUGGCCGACCUGCUCUACCUGGCCACUGUGCCUUUUGUGGUGUGCACCUAUUUUGCUAAGGACUGGUAUUUUGGUGAUGUGGGCUGUCGGAUCCUUUUCAGCCUUGAUUUUCUCACCAUGCACGCCAGCAUCUUCAUCCUGACAGUGAUGAGCACCGAGCGGUACCUGGCCGUGGUGAACCCUCUGGACACUCUAGCCCGGGCCAGGCGCUGCAGGAGAGCUGUGGCAUGGGCCGUGUGGCUUGCCUCAUUCGUCCUCUCCCUACCCACCAUGAUCAUGAUCGACCUGAGGAGGCAUGUGCAGGACGGUGUGGAGAAGCGCAUGUGCCACCCCACCUGGCAACUCACGGCCUACAAGGUGUACCUGACUGUGCUCUUCAACACCUGCAUCCUGGCUCCUGGAUGCAUCAUUGGUUACCUGUAUCUCAAACUGGCCAGGACUUACUGGCUCUCCCAAACCACUGUGUUCUCAUCCAAAGAAAUGAAUACUUGUCCCAAACAAAAGGUGCUCUACAUGAUCUUUGGUAUAGUUCUCACUUACUGGGCAUGCUUCUUGCCUUUCUGGUUGUGGCAGUUACUCAGUAUCUAUUAUUUUGGACCUGGGAAGUUGUCCCGCAGUACAAUGGUGUACAUAAACUUUGUGGUGACCUGUCUGGCUUAUAGCAACAGCUGCAUCAAUCCGUUCCUUUACACGUUGUUGACCCGAAAUUAUCAGGAGUACUUGAAAGAGAGACAAAAGAGCAGUGCAGUGUUUAAGAAGCGGUUCCGUCACUCGUCUCAAAGGUCUGUGUCAUCUGGAAGUCACCAGUUUACAAAUGUUUCGUGCAGUACACAACAAAAUGGUGUUCUGGAUGCUUUUACCAAGCUCUGACAUUUUCAUGCUCUGCUGUUAUGAGAAGCAAAUGUUCUCAUACUGGUGAUGACAUUCUGAUAGUUCUGAGAAUAUCUUCCUAUUUGAGAUGAGAUUUCUGAAGAAAUUGAAAUGACAUUCGUGAAGCAUUAUCAGGCCUCGUAAGAAAUAGAAAAAACCUUAUACGAGUCUGGACAUGAAUUUGUCCUUGGUUUUGAGCUAUUGUUAGAAAACAAAGGCACGCUUAUACAGACAGUAUUGCAAGCAGUAUUGGUGACUUUAUAUGUUUGGGAUGAGACAUCCAGAGCAAACCAUGCAAAUAGAAAAAAUGAAGUGAGGAAGUUGGGUGCCUGUGUGAUUUUAAAUGUAAAACACGCAGAAAAUGACAACGGGCACUGAAAUUAGUCAGGCAGAAAAAGGGAGGUCUCUUAUUCUGCUGAAAUGAAAUGGCGCAUAAUGGGAAAAAAAGUAUUUCAUAUGUGUAGGUACUUCUACAUUUUAAAUAUUUAUUCAUGUGACUGGCUGUAGUGGCACAAGUGCAAUCAGAGAUAAUACUCUUUUGCUUUUAUACGAGUGGUUUGGACAUUUUGAACAGGUUUUAUGGAAAAGUCUAAGCAUAGUCUAA